AUGAAAUUCAGCCUCUUUACCCUUGCCACAGUUGCCUCCACGGCUUCUGCCUUCACUUCUUCCUUCACCAAGACCACACCUGUGGCCGCUGGUGUUGCCAACAGUGAUAGCGCCCUUUUCAUGAAGUACAAGGUCGCUGUUGUUGGAGGAGGACCUGCCGGAGCCUGUGCUGCCGAGAUCUUUGCCCAGGAAAAGGGAAUUGACACUAUUCUUUUCGAACGUAAGCUUGACAAUGCCAAGCCAUGCGGAGGUGCCAUCCCACUUUGCAUGGUUGGUGAAUUCGACCUUCCCGAGACUGUUGUUGACCGUAAGGUCCGCAAGAUGAACUUGAUCUCCCCCACUGGAGUUGAGGUUGAUAUCGGUGACACACUCAAGCCCGAUGAAUACAUUGGUAUGUGCCGUCGUGAAAUCCUUGACAAGUACAUCCGGGACCGUGCUUUCGAGUACGGAGCCGAAUGUGUCAACGGUUUGGUCACCAGCAUUGAUGUUCCCGAGGACCACAAGACCAGCGAAAGCCAAUACACCAUCAACUACCAAGAAUACCAAGAGGGAUCCUCUGCCGGUGUCCCCAAGACCAUGAAUGUUGACUUGAUUGUUGGUGCUGACGGUGCCAACUCCCGUGUCGCCAAGGCCAUGGAUGCCGGUCUCUACAACUUCGCCAUUGCCUUCCAAGAGCGCAUCAAGAUCCCCGAUGACAAGAUGGCUUUCUACGAGGAGAUGGCUGAGAUGUAUGUCGGUGAUGAUGUCUCCCCCGAUUUCUACGGAUGGGUCUUCCCCAAGUACGACCACGUUGGAGUUGGAACCGGUACCGUUCUCAACCGUCCUGCCAUCAAGCAAUACCAAAAGGCCAUCCGUGACCGUGCCGGAGACAAGAUUGCCGGAGGUAAGAUCAUCAAGGUCGAGGCCCACCCCAUCCCAGAACACUACCGCCCUCGUCGUGUCCAAGGACGUAUCGCUUUGGUUGGUGAUGCCGCCGGAUAUGUUACCAAGUGCUCUGGAGAAGGUAUCUACUUCGCUGCCAAGUCUGGACGCAUGGCCGCCGAAGAAAUUGUUGCCCUCAUGGACGGAGGAAAGAAGCUCCCCACCCAAGGCGACAUCGAACGAACCUACAUUGCCAAGUACGACAAAGCUUACGGACCCACCUACGCUGUCUUGGAUGCCCUUCAGAAGGUCUUCUACUCCAACAACGGUGCUCGUGAGGCCUUUGUCGAACUUUGCAACAGCAAGUACGUCCAACAAGUCACCUUCGACUCCUACCUUUACAAGAGGGUCCAAGGAAACAACCCUCUUGAUGACAUCAAGCUUCUCGGAGAAACCAUCGGAUGCUUGAUCAAGGGAUACGCCACCGCCAAGCCCGAUGCUGAGUUCUCCAACCCCAUCGAGAGCCAGAAGCGCAUCUAA
This is a messenger RNA of Seminavis robusta, 1401 nucleotides long. NCBI's taxonomy places the organism in Eukaryota, Bacillariophyta, Bacillariophyceae, Naviculales, Naviculaceae. The record is from the annotation of a GenBank genome assembly.